UCAAAUCUCUCAGAGUGGAUCAUGUUUUCUCUUUUGUCAACAGGGUUCUGUUCUUCUUUCAUGGAUUACUGAUUUAUCUGGAUUUCAUCUUCAACAUUUGACCGGAUCCUGGACUGUGACGUUCUUCGUAGAUCAUCUGAAUUUAAUAACAGUCUACAAGAAAAGAUCUGAAUGAUGGAGUUUGUGAAAGAGGAGAGUGAGAUCAUGAGUGAUCCAGAAGUCUGCAGAAUUAAACAUGAAGAUACUGAGGAACUAAUAGACAUGAUGGAAGUGAAGGAGGAAAGUCAAGAGCUGGAAAUACUUUCACAGACUGAAAACAAGUUCACACAGAAAAGUACUGACAGAGCAGAAGACAAAAAGUCUUUCACCUGCAGUCAGUGUGGAAAGAGUUUCACACAUGAAGAAGCUUUUAAGGACCACAUGAGAAUGCACAAUGGAGAAAAACCUUUUGCAUGUUAUGAGUGUGGAAAGAGUUUUGCACGUAAUAAAGACUUUAAUCGCCACAUGAGAAUUCAUACUGGAGAGAAGCCGUACACAUGUGAUCUGUGUGGAAAGAGUUUCACACGUAAAGAAAGCUUUAAGAUACACAUAAGAAUUCAUACUGGAGAAAAACCAUACACAUGUGAUCAGUGUGGAAAGAGUUUCACACAUAAAGCAAGCUUUAAGAUGCAUAUAAGAAUUCAUACUGGAGAGAAACCCCACAUGUGUGAUCAAUGUGGAAAGAGUUUCACUUGUAAAAAAAACCUUAAGACACACAUAAUAAUUCACGCUGAAAAGAAGCCGUACACAUGUGAUCAGUGUGGAAAGAGUUUUGCGCAAAAAGUAGCACUCGAUAGACACAUGAGAAUCCACACUGGAGAGAAGCCGCACACAUGUGAUCAGUGUGGAAAGCGUUUUGCACAAAAAGUAGCACUCGAUAGACACCUGACAAUCCACACUGGAGAUAAGCCACACACAUGUGAUCAGUGUGGAAAGAGUUUCACACUUAAAGAAAACUUAAAGAAACACAUAAUAAUUCACGCUGAAAAGAAACCGUACACAUGUGAUCAGUGUGGAAAGAGUUUUGCACAAAAAGGAGCACUCGAUGGGCACAUGACAAUCCAUACUGGAGAGAAACCAUACACAUGUGAUCAGUGUGGAAAGAGUUUCACACAAAAAGAAACCUUUAAGAAUCACAUAAGAAUGCACACUGGAGAGAAACCCCACAUGUGUGAUCAGUGUGGAAAGAGUUUCACAUGUAAAGCAAUCCUUAAGAAACACGUAAUAAUUCACGCUGAAAAGAAACCAUACACAUGUGAUGAGUGUGGAAAGAGUUUUGCACAAAAAGUAGCACUCGAUGGGCACAUGACAAUCCACACUGGAGAGAAGCCGCACACGUGUGAUCAGUGUGGAAAGAGUUUUGCACAAAAAGUAGCACUCGAUGGACACAUGAGAAUCCACACUGGAGAGAAGCCGUACACAUGUAAUCAGUGUGGAAAGAGUUUCACGUGGUCAAAAUGUCUCCGUGAUCAUCUGCUCUCUCACAGUGGAGAAAGACCAUUUAACUGUGAUCAGUGUGGUAGAAAUUUUAUUCUGGAAGCAGCCCUGAAGAAACACCUGAAAGUUCAUACAAAGGAGAAGCCAUAUGUGUGUUCUGAGUGUGGAAAGAGUUUUGCACGAGUGGAUGAUUUGAAACAGCACCAGAAAACACACACUGGUGUGAAAGAUCAUAUGUGCUUUCAGUGUGAAAAAACUUUUACCAGAGCUGGCAGUUUGAAAGUGCACCAGAGAAUCCACACUGGAGAAAAACCUUACAAGUGUUCACACUGUGACAAGAGAUUCACUCUGUCGUCUCACCUGAAAAUACAUGAAAAGAUCCACACUGGAGAGAAACCGUACCACUGCCCUCCAUGUGGGAAGAGUUUCAACCAAUCAAGUCAUCUAAAGAGUCAUAUGAAGAAGCUUCAUCCGGAGUUCUCAGGGUGAACACUUGUGUUGU
This is a messenger RNA of Xyrauchen texanus (razorback sucker), 1978 nucleotides long. Its product is annotated as gastrula zinc finger protein XlCGF57.1-like. Gene Ontology annotation, biological process: regulation of transcription by RNA polymerase II. The transcript has 3 exons. Gene Ontology annotation, cellular component: PcG protein complex; transcription regulator complex. Gene Ontology annotation, molecular function: RNA polymerase II cis-regulatory region sequence-specific DNA binding; DNA-binding transcription factor activity, RNA polymerase II-specific. Lineage: Eukaryota; Metazoa; Chordata; Actinopteri; Cypriniformes; Catostomidae. Bases 172 to 1965 code for a protein of 597 amino acids. The record is from RefSeq and is a predicted model, not a curated record.